This is a messenger RNA of Chelonus insularis, 2597 nucleotides long. RefSeq names its product Polycomb (gene Pc). Gene Ontology annotation, molecular function: chromatin binding. The record is from RefSeq and is a predicted model, not a curated record. Gene Ontology annotation, biological process: negative regulation of transcription by RNA polymerase II. Lineage: Eukaryota; Metazoa; Arthropoda; Insecta; Hymenoptera; Braconidae. The transcript has 3 exons. Bases 562 to 1914 code for a protein of 450 amino acids. Gene Ontology annotation, cellular component: chromatin; PRC1 complex.
UCUGCUUGUACUUGCCGGUCGUACUGGCGUUACUCGCCGUCCUGAAAACAUUUCCCAUCACGACGCUCCUGUCUCGCCGCUGAAAUAGCCGCUCUCUCUAAUCAUUGGCCCCAGUGGUGCGGCACAACCUGAGGCCAGUGCAAAAAACAUACGGCCAUGUCGACUAUCAAGAUAAACCCGAGCCGCACGUGUUGGAGUUUAUCGUAAAUAAAUUGGAUGAAAAUUAUCCUCAGUGACACUGGAUUAUAAAUUGUUGAUUCUUCUAUCUGAAGAUCAUUUAUGUGUGACUUUAUUUUGUUUAUCUAUCUUUUAAUAUAAAUCAUCACAAUAAUUCAGUGCAUCUAACAUUUUACGCAAUUACAUUUGGAUUACGCGUGUGUACUCAAGUGAAAAAAGGUUCAUAUGAAAAUUUGAUAGUUGUGAGUGAUAGACAAGUUAUUUACAACAAUUGGAUAUGUAAAUAGAUUGUCGAAGUGUAAUACGUCAAUAACAGUGACGUGAUAUUGAUCAUUUGGAUAAACAGUUAGUUAAAAAAAUUGACAAGAAAUUAACAAUAUAAAAAUGGAUUUAGGAGACAGGGUUUACGCUGCAGAAAGGAUCACGAAGAAGAGAGAAAAGCGGGGUAAAGUCGAGUAUUUUGUUAAGUGGAAGGGCUGGAGUAAAAAGUACAACACAUGGGAACCAGAAGAAAAUAUUUUAGAUGUCAGGCUCAUUGAAUUAUACGAAGAGAGCCAAAGAGGAGGUGACGUUGUCACAAGAAGACCCAGAAGGAGAGACGCAAGAUACAACGUAAGAUACUGCGCUUUGUUGGAUGAUGAAAUUGAUGAAAAAGAUUCAAGUACCAACGUCACUACUUUACGUCAACAGGAGCAGGUUUUAGCUAGUCUUCAUGUGGCAGAGGAGCCUGGUGGAGACGAAAGAGUUGGUGAAGACAGUCAAGAUGAGUCUGGCAGUACCUCAGCACCUCGAUUAAAUCCUGCUGCUGAUGAAGACACGUUGCCGAGCUCGCUCGAUGGUCAUGAGUCUCCAACACCACCCGAAUUAUCAGCGUCAGCAUUCAGUAUCGAUUCAGACAGUUCAAACAGCAGCGUUGACAUUCCACUCAUAGCAAGAAGGGAACCAGCGGGCACCAAGAGGAAAGCUGAGGUCUUAAGCAAAGAAUCAGGCAAAAUUGGCGUUACUAUAACCACAAGUCCGAGCAGUGGCGGUGGAAGUCCACCUCCUAAUAAAAUUCCACGUCUCCUUCCUAUCAAGGGCAAUGCCACUCCUUAUCACAAUCACAAACUAAAUGGCAAAAGACCUUCAUCAUCUGGUGUUAAAUCAACGCCAGAAGAGCCGCUUCCAGCAGUUCCAACAACUCCAGCACCUGCAAUUCAGGACAAAAAACGACCUGAAGCUGAUGUACCACAUGGUCCACCACCUUCUCUACCUCGGGCACCUCCCGCCCCUCUAUCUCCAAGAAUAGAUACUCCUCUAGAGCAUCCGCCAAAAAAGAGACCUCUAGAGAAAACUGAAAAGUCAAAUGGCACAAUGACUGACACAAAUGGCCACAAAUCCCCCAGUCCUACUGAUGCUUACACAAAUAAUAACAGGUUAACUUCUAUUGUUAAUGGCCAUCACGGACAUAAUAAUAAUAACAACAAUAAUAAUAACAUCAACAAUAAUAAUACGAGUAAUAAUAAUAACAAUAACAAUAAUAAUGCGACAAGUAUCAUACCACCGGAAAUUAUAAAAUCCAACGUGUAUAUUCCACUGACCAGUCCAAGUACUGAUUAUUGGCACGCGAGAAAUCCUGUUGCUGAUCAAGUAUUUAUUACUGACGUUACAGUCAAUUUAAAAACCGUCACUAUCAGGGAGUGUAAGACUGAGAAAGGAUUUUUUCGUGAGAGAGAUCCUAAAAGCGAUAUCUACUGAAUAAAAUGAAAACAAGAACAUUAAAUAAGCCAACAGAAUGUUUGACUUGAAAAUCGUAAUUUAAUGAUUGUACAUAUAAAUUAUUUUCACACUAAAUAACGUUAAGAUGCUACAAAAAUAGACUUCUUGUGACAAUUCAAACAGACUGUUGAUAGAAUAUAAUGAAAUUGUUAUCGCAAAAUUGAAUUGUCAGUGACGAAAUUAUCAAUAUCUUGUAAUAAUGUGAUUUUACUAUUCAGUCAAUGGAUAAAAUCACCACCGAAGAAUCGAAAAGAAUUACACUGGUUCCAAAUAUUUAUUUUAUUGUCUAAAUAAUUGAAAAAAUAUCGAAAAUUUAAGAUCUUGAUAUUGUAUAUAUUUCUGAGUGAAAAGUCUAAUUGAUCAUUAACAUUAAUUUCUAAGAAAAUAAAAAAAAAAUAUUGAAAUAAGUUUAAUAAUAAUGUAAAAACUUGUCAGGUUCUUUUCUUUCCAUAUCAUUCAGAAAUUAAUGAAAUAUUAAUUGUACUUUUCUUAAGUGUAUGCUUGGUAGAUUCUAGAUUGCACUGAUCCGGUGAUUAGAUUGGUAAUAAAAUGAAAUUUAUAAUAAAUUAAAUAUUGAAAUAUACUUUUGAAUCAUGAUCAUAAAUAUUUUGCCGUAAAACUGUCAGAAAAUCAAUUUAUGGACAGAUAAAUUUAAUUUAUUG